Candidula unifasciata is the source of this 194-nucleotide messenger RNA. The record is from the annotation of a GenBank genome assembly. Lineage: Eukaryota; Metazoa; Mollusca; Gastropoda; Stylommatophora; Geomitridae.
GGAUGACUAAUGCUGAAGUGCUGCACCAGGUGGAACAUGGCUAUCGCAUGCCCUGCCCACAAGGCUGUCCCAAAGCACUGUAUGAAAUCAUGCUGGACUGUUGGCGCAAGGAGGAGAUUGAGCGGCCAACUUUUGAAACCCUGCAGUGGAAGCUGGAAGAGUUCUUCUCCAUGGAUCCCAAAGAAUAUAGAGAG